Trypanosoma grayi is the source of this 402-nucleotide messenger RNA. RefSeq lists its product as hypothetical. The transcript has a single exon. The annotation marks the transcript as partial. Lineage: Eukaryota; Euglenozoa; Kinetoplastea; Trypanosomatida; Trypanosomatidae. The record is from RefSeq and is a predicted model, not a curated record.
AUGGCCGGCAGCUCUCUCCGUGGCGACGACGACACGGCAGCAGCAUCACCAGCACCCGCGGCGGCGGCAUCUGCGCUGUGGCGUCGCUUCGUGGGGGUGGAUGUCACCAACACAUUCCGCGCACUCUUUGCCGCGCAGCUGUCUGCUGUCACCGACUGCCGCGAGUUCGUCACACAGCUGGCAACGCUCAUGCAGCAGUGGCGGGCGGAGCGGUGGAACGACAUCUUCAUCGGCGCCGCGGCGACGAACGGCGAGCGGCGCGGCCGACGGCGUGGCAGCGACAACGACGACGCAGCAGAAGCGGCGGCAACGGUACAGCGGCAGCGUGGUGUGGCGAUGUACUACGAGUCCAUCCGUGUGCAGCGGCUGAUGGAGGAGGAGCUGCUGCUGGCGCCGUGCAGC